AUGAGCACUCGGCGGCUAGACGGGUGUCCGCCGCUGGAAACGCAGGCCCUGUCGUCGGGGCGCCCGGGCUGCCCCCUCCGCCGCCGCUCGCCGCGAGAGAAGGGGCUGGGAUGCCCAACUUCCAAAAAGGGAACAGCAGCAGUAGGAGAGGCCAGUGUCCAGACCCCCUGCCAGGGCCCCCCACUGUUAUGUGCCCCCCGUGGGGUUUGUCUGGCGGCCACUCAACCUAUCCCCCUGCCCCCUCAGAUCUUGGCCUUGAUCGUGUUCUCCUGCAUCUUCGGCGAGGGCUACAGCAAUACCCACGAGUCCAGACAGAAAUACUGCGUGUUUAACCACAACGAGGACGCUUGCCGCUACGCCAGUGCCAUCGGGGUGCUGGCCUUCCUGGCCUCUGCCUUCUUCCUCGUGGUCGACAUCUAUUUCCCCCAGAUCAGCAAUGCCACUGACCGCAAGUACCUGGUCAUCGGGGACCUGCUCUUCUCAGCUCUCUGGACCUUCCUGUGGUUCGUUGGUUUCUGCUUCCUUACCAACCAGUGGGCAGCCACCAAGAUGGAAGAUGUGCUGGUGGGAGCCGACUCAGCCCGGGCAGCCAUCACCUUCAGCUUCUUUUCCAUCUUCCCCUGGGGCGUGUUGGCCUGUCUGGCCUACCAGCGCUACAAGGCCGGAGUGGACGACUUCAUCCAGAACUACGUGGACCCCACUCCAGACCCCAGCUCGGCCUACGCCUCCUACCCGGGUGCUUCCGCGGACAACUACCAACAGCCGCCCUUCACCCAGAACGCCGAGACCACCGAGGGCUACCAGCCGCCCCCUGUGUAUUGAGCUGCAGCCAGGGAGGGUAAGGGGAGCAGGGAGGGCGCCCGGGGCCUCUCCUCCAUCCUGGACUCCUCCCAUGAGGCUUGCCUCCCUGAGCUGCUGGCCCCUCUUGUCCCGCCUGGUGCCUGUCAGAGCC
This is a messenger RNA of Ceratotherium simum simum (southern white rhinoceros), 952 nucleotides long. Lineage: Eukaryota; Metazoa; Chordata; Mammalia; Perissodactyla; Rhinocerotidae. The record is from RefSeq and is a predicted model, not a curated record.